GCAGUUCUGUCGAGUAUAUCCUGCAUUUUAGGCAGCGGGAGGAAAUAUAGGAUAAGUACGGAAUCUGAUGCAUAGAAAUAAGAGGAGAGAUUCUGUCAACCAAGAUUGCCCACUGGAUUUGCGUGAAGUUCAAGGAAAGCAAGUAGAUUGAUUGCAGCUUGUUUUUUUUAUAUUAACUUAUGCAGAGGAACACGUGCCAGCUGUUCUAGCAAAGUUUUCCAUUUGCAACAUGAAUAAUCUGUUUGGGAGUCAGCAGCCCGGUCAAUUCCAGCCCCCAGCCAGCAGUAUAGGUGGGGUGUUUCAGCCUCUCCAGCCCCCAGCCAGCAGUGUCAAUGGGGUAUUUCAGCCUCUCCAGCCCCCAGCCAGCAGUGUCAGUGGGGUGUUUCAGCCUCUCCAGCUCCCAGCCAGCAGUGUCAGCGGGGUAUUUCAGCCUUUCCAGCCCCCAGCCAGCAGUGUCAGCAGUAUGUUUCAGUGUCAGACUGGGGAGAAUCCUAGUUUUGGGCAAACAUCUGGAUUUGGGCAGCAGACAUCAUUCAGCCAGCCUGGAGGAUUUGGGCAACAGAUGGUAUUUGGGCAGUCAUCGAGUUUUGGUCAAACGCCUGCCUUUGGACAGUCCUCUGGAUUGGGGCAGAACCCAGUGUUUGGCCAGUCAACUGGAUUAGGGCAAAGCAGGGGGAUGACACUGGCAGCAGGGCAAGGACAGGGACAGCCACCCUCGUACACACAGUCAACCAGGCUGAGAGAGACCGUGGCAUUUGGGACACCAGGACUGGGACAGAGUACUGCAGGGUUUGCGCCACCACCAUCAUACACACAGUCAACUGGUUUGGUGCAGAGCACGGUGUUUGGACAGUCAACUGGUUUUGGACAGAGCCAAGGACAGCCGUCCGCACUGGGGCAAUCCUCUGGAUUUACACAGCCAUUUGCCCAAUCAACUGGAUUUCCCCAGAGCUCUGGGUUUGGACAGUCUUCUAGCUUCCCACAGGUUUCCUCAGCACCUGUGCCCUGCUCUGGGUCAGGGCAGGCCAUGAGGUUCAGCCAGCCAGUGGUGUCUAGUUUCGGGCAGCCUCUAGCAUUUGGGAUGACCAACAACACUUCCUCCAAUGCAGCGGUAACUGUGGGCAGCCAGAGUGUCACUUUCACACUCCCCUCCUCCUCCUCCUCCUCCCUCUCCUCCUCCUCCUCCUCCUCCACAGGGAUCUUCUCUACACCCUCUUCUUCCUUCAAAAACAUAGAGGGGGCUCCUUGCAGCUUUGGUAACACAGACUUUAAGUUCAGGCCGUCAGACACAGCUGUCUUCAAACCCAUCUUUAGCAUUAGCCCAGAGCCAGCUAAUACAAAGCUGGCGACAGCUUCCUUUACCAUGGCACAGCCUGCUGCCAGUGUGUUGAGCAGCAGUUCAGGUUUCUCCCAUCUGAGUGGGAGCACAGAUGGAGUCCCGGGGUUCACCUUUUCAAAACCUUCAGCACUCUCAUCUAAUAACAGUGUCAGUGCCAAUGUCUCCCAGGACAGCAGCCUUGAAUUCAAUUUCUUACCACCGACAGCCCAUGCAACUAGCCAAACAUUUGUCAGCACCACCAGUGCAUCAACCUUCAGCUUCUCCGAAAAGGUUGUUGAAGUCCCACCAGCAACCCGAUCCCCCUUUGGAAGCACUGGUACUGGGUUUGCACAGCCAAGCAACACCUCUGCGUUUGGCAAGCUGGGCAAAUCAGAGGCAGCUGCAGGAGGACAAGAGGAAGUUGGCAGUGAGGGCCAAGGGGAGGUGGACUUUGGAGGCCAGGGGAAGGGAACUAAAAGAAAAGAGGAGUCAGUGGAGCGACCACCACCCCAGGAAGAGAGCUCUAAAGGCAGCCGUGAUGAAGCCCGCUGCCCUUCCAAGCGGCCAUUGUUAAAGUCCCGCGGUCCUGCUCGGGGGCUAUUCCACUCUGCCCUCAGCCACGUUCUGAAGGAGUCGGGCCAGUCUGUGAACAGGGAGUCCAAGAGACAGCAGCAGUGGGAGGAGAUGAAGACCCCUUUAGAAGCUCCAGCACCUCACCCUGCUCCACAGCCUUCCACAACGCCUCCCAGAACACGGGCCUCCAGCAGAGAAGAAAGAGCAGUGAAGGAGCCAGAAGAAGACACUCGGAGCCCCUCUCGCAGAUCCCAACGCACUGAGAGUACUGACAGCCUUGGGGGUGCCUUGCCGAAAGACCUCACAGCCAUCCAGUGCAAGAACGUCCCACCUCAUCUGAACAAAAAGGACAUCAUGGAGAAGCAUUUCAGCCGUUUCGGCAAAGUACAGAGGGUGUGCUGCAGACUUAACAGAAACCUGGCUAUUGUGCACUUCCAUGACCAUGCUUCAGCAUACAGAGCAAAAAAGAAGGGGAAGUCUUUGCACAGAGAAGAAAUUGCAAUAUUUUGGCAAAAAAAGAAAUCAAGUCCAGGAGACAAGGCAGAAAGUUCCUUGAAGAAUGAAGAGGAGGUGGAGACUAAGGACAAACAAGGCAGCUUUCAGCCCUCAGACAUCCGCAAGGCUGUUUCCAGGUCCUCUGCGGUCGGCAAUAGCUCCCUCAGCAAAGGAUCUCCCACUAAGAAAUCUUCCAGCACCAAGUGUCUGCAGUUUGAGGCUGAGUCCCAGCAUGAUUCAGGCUCUGAGGGUCAGAGUUCAGAGCCCCUGGCUGGAGCACUGCCCUCCUCCCUGAACCUUCUGAUUGGCAGAGUGGCAGAGACGUCAGAAGAAAAAUACCGGCUUCUGGAGCAGAAAGACAAGAUUAUGCGGCAAGGCAGGGCAAAGAGGACUGAGUUGGACUUGUCCAAGGUCUUUGUGGGCACGUGUCCAGACAUGUGUCCAGAGAAAGAGCGCUUCAUGAGGGAGACCAGAAACCAACUCAGCAUCUAUGAGGUCAUCCCAGGCACUGAUAGGGUGGACCAUACAACUGCUAUUAAAGAGUACAGCAGGUCUUCUGCUGACCAGGAGGAACCUUUACCCCAUGAACUGCGACCCUCAUCUGUGCUCAACAUGACCAUGAACUAUCUGGUGACCCAGAUCAUGGACCAAGGAGAGGGGAACUACCGUGAUUGGUAUGACUUUGUCUGGAACAGGACACGAGGCAUUCGAAAGGACAUCACCCAGCAGCACCUGUGCGACCCUCUCACAGCUUCCCUAAUCGAGAAGUGCACCCGCUUCCACAUCCAUUGCGCUCACCACCUGUGUGAGGAGCCCAUGAUGGCCUUCGACGCAAAGAUAAACAAUGAGAACAUGACCAAGUGUCUGCAGAGUCUCAAGGAGAUGUACCAGGACAUGGCCACGAAGAAUAUGUCUUGUCCCAGGGAGGAGGAGUUCCGCCAGUACAGUGUGCUACUCAAGCUCAAUGAUGGAGAUAUCCUCAGGGAGGUGCAGCAGUUUCGCCCAGAAAUCCGGAACUCUCCAGAAGUGAAGUUUGCAGUGCAGGCUUUCGCCGCUCUGAACAGCAACAACUUUGUGAGGUUCUUUAAGCUGGUUAGAGGGGCCUCCUACCUUAGUAGCUGCAUCUUGCAUCGCUAUUUCAACCAGGUGCGACGUGAUGCUCUGAAAGCACUGAACAUUGCGUAUACAGUUGGCUCCCAGAGAUCGACCACCUUCCCCAUUGAUGGUCUGGCGAGAAUGCUGAUGUUCCAAGAUGAUGACGAGGCUGCUGACUAUGCCAUGCAGUAUGGACUGAUUGUUAAUGAGGGCAUGGUGGAGCUGAGUCGUUCUGGCUACCAGGAGCCUGAGGUUCCGAUCCCUCCCAGGAAGUCGGCGGAUAUCACCCGCAAGAGGGCAGUGCUGAUCGGGGAGGUUGUGAACGGGGGACCCUUGCAGAGUCAACCCCAGCACAAACCAGUCAUCAGCUUUGACUCAAAAAACAGAUACAGAGGGGACGGCCUCAUGGCAGAGCAAGCAAGCACCGGCCAGAGGGGGCCUCAGGGAUUAGCAGCCCCAGUUGUGAUAUUCAAACAGGAACUGAAGCCCUUGAUGCAAGACAUGCCAACAGUGCCAGUGGAACUUUGCAAUCAGCCACUACUGCCCCCAGCUGCUCAGCUGAUUAUGCAGCCUGAGCCUCAGCCUGCAUUACCCCCUCCCAAACCACAGCUGAUCUACACUGACCAGGAUAUAUGUGAAGUGAUACAGGCUCUACUUGAGGAUGUUUUGGAAGUAGAGUGUACUGAAGUGGCAAGAGCGGGAGCUGACUACACAUCCACAGCACUGUGCGUCUCAGAAAGUGAAGUGGAAGUGUUGGUGGAUGAGGUUGUGGAGCAGCUGCUUAAACAAACAACCAUUACAGAAAUAAAUGCAGAGAGGCAGAAAGUAGAUGAAGAAAAACGCAGCAUCCAAGAAGCAAGGCUGAAGCAGGAGCGAGAGCUGUUCAUUGCCCGGUUCAGCUAUUCACUCUGCUCCGAGCUUACAGAGGAGGUGCUGGGAGACUUCAUUAACCUCACUGCUGCUUCUGAGAUGCAGCAUGCUUUGCAGGAGAAGGCUGCUUGUAUAGCUCAUUGCACAGAGGAAGUGUGCUGUUACUUGAUGGAGCAAACCUUAGACACUGACAUUUACCAGCUUGCCAAGGACACCCUGGAGGUGGAGGUGCAGCGCAUCCACAAAUACCUCAAAAGGUGGAGAGAUGUGGUUGCAGUACGGAGACAACUCAAGCGGCAGAUGAGGGGGUUCCCAGCAGCUCCAUGCUGUGUGGACCCCAAAUUCAAGCUAAAGGCAUUAGCACCAAGUGCUCUGUCCCCCCCAACUCUGGAUUUCCUUGCUAAAGGACUUGUCAACAUGGGGAAUGCAGGGAACAUCGCCGUGUCCUGUACAAGGGUAAUGCAGAUGAGAGAUGAGGCAAUCCACCACAUGAAAGUGCAAUAUUAUCAGCAGUUGCUUCUGAGCCAGGCUGUGUGGGCACCGCUAGCCCUACCAGAGCUGAUCUCUGAAAGUGUCUCGAGCGCUAGAGAGACAAUCUUCUGGAAAGCUGUCCUCCUUCUGCCCAGCGAAGAGGAAUGUGAAACGAGCCUCACAAAUAGGAUUUUGUCUGAUUGGUUGAAAGCAAAGUUUGGUGGAGCUGAACAGUCAGAAGAUAUAGUCCAGCAUCCAGGCAACAAAAUCCAGACUCUUACAAUAUGUAAUAGUUUUAGAAACCGUAGAGAAAGCCAUGCUGCUGUGCAUGUCUGUAUUAAGAUGUCCCAAGGCUCCUUCAGUGACUGUGAACUGAGCGAGGUGGAGGCUCAGAAGGAGCUGCUGGGGACAAGUGCUCUGGUCAUGUUGCUGCCGUCUCUGCAGGGGACUGGGGGGCAGGAGGAGGAGGUUGAGGAAGAGGAAGAGGUGUACUGGCUCUCUGCUCUGCUGCAGCUCAAACAGAUCCUGCAGGCCAAGCCCUUGCAGCCUGCACUGCCCCUAGCUGUGCUGGUGCCCAGGCAGGGGAAGCAAGCUGUCCGCGAGGAGCAGCUGGUAGAAGGUUUAAUGCUCCAGAGUUUGGUUGCAGCACAUUUGAUUUCAGAGUACAUCUUUAUUCACAUCCCAGAGUUGACCAAUGAUUUGCAGGGAUCCAAACAGAUCUGCCAGGCAGUGCGAUGGCUGGCCUCCCGCUGCCCUCCUCCUCCAGACCUGUGCGCUCAAACCCUGGUGCAGUUUGUUGAAGAUGGACUGUGCCGGGAGUUCAGUGAGAGAUUUUACCACUACAAGAAGGCUCGGCAGGUACUGGGGCUGCCCUGCCAGGAUCCUGCCCCAGUGAUCCAGCUCUACAACAGUGUGCUGGCUUUCCUUGCAGAACUGGUCUCCUCUGAGCAGCUCUCCCAGCUGUCCUGGCCUGUGUGUGAGUUCAAAUCGCUCCUUCCACACCUGGACUGGAACUCAGCAGAGCACCUUGCCUGGCUGUGGAGAGCCAUUAUCAGCCUCCACAUUCCACAGCUGGAACUCCCUCCUGCACAAGCUCCCUGGCCUGCUGUGUGUGCAGUGAUUUUCCACUAUGCAUCUCAGAUCCCUUCAUCUAAGCAGACCCAACCAAUCCUGAUAUCCAAGGUGGAGCACCUCCUGAACAGAGUAUACACUGAGUGGAGUGAGAGCCGCUCCACAGGGCCCCCUUUGAACCAGGCUGAGUGGAGUGAGAGCCGCUCCACAGGGCCCCCUGUGAACCAGGUCCCCUGGGAUGAAGUUGUGGCUCUUUGCAUAGACCAUCGCUUGAGAGACUGGAAACCUCCAGCAUCAGCUGUUGCUGAAGAAGCCAUAACAGAAGAUGGUCAUAUUGUGGUAUAUUUUGUUAAAGAAGAUGUGAAGAAGUACAAACCCCCACUCAGCUGGGAACAGGCACUGAGGCAAACCCAGGAAGAGCUGCAGCAGGAUCCAGUCAGAUUAAGCCCCCUCUCCACAAAGCCCAGUCUGAGUUCAAGGCAGAGAGUUUUAAGGAGCGUCUCCGAAGAGUAUGUGGAGAGCAGAAGGACCAGUGUGCUCGAUAUCACCCACACUGCCUCUGCAGAGGAGCUGCUACCAGACCGUCUGCUUUCCAGUAUAGAGGCAGAGAAAGCAGCCAGUAACAUGUUUGAAAAGCAGUUGCAGCAGUGGUUGGAACUGGACCCACUGGAUUCCUUUUCUAUGCCUCUCUAUAUCCCACAAGCCCUGGUUUCUGCCCCCGAGACCAUGCUUCCCACCACUACACCUGCUGCAGCAGUAACACAGGGUAUGGCGGAUUGUGACUGUGUGAGUUCAGCUCCUGUCUCCCUGGGAGAUCGUCUGAAAGAGCUGGACAGACUGAUUGGAGCCAACAAGGAAGAGGAGCUGGCCUGUGAGCUACAGCUCUCCGCUCUCCUUCACAUGGUGGACAACUGAAACAAGAUCCUAAGUGGACAUCCCAGUGAGCAAAAUUAAACACAAAAGAAAAUAUACUAAAUAUCUGGGAUCAUUGCGACAACUUUUCUCAGAAAGCUGUUUUAUGAGCAUUGUUGUAAAAUACUGAGAGGAAAAGUACCUCACAGCUGGCAUACAAAAAUUUAAAAUAAACAUAUUGACUGCAUUUCUGUUUUUUGAAAACAUGUAUCCACCAGAUGGCACUGUUCCUUAAAUUAUUUCACCCAAAUGAAGGUCCAGGACUAGAGAGACAGAAUUGCUGAAAAUCCUGCAAGGACAAAACAUUUCUAAAUACUUGUUAGUGUUGCCACUAAUGUUGCUCUUAGAACUUCUAGCUUAAGAUGUGUUCUUCCAGGUCUACUAAGUAAGACCUGUUGCUCUUUUAUCAGCAUGGAUAUAAUUUCUGAAUGAAAUGGGUUUUUCUUGAAAUCACAGAACUGUUAAGAGAUUAAAAUAAACAAGCUAUGAAUAAGCCUAAAAUCAUGAUUUCCGUUCACAGCUCUAAAUGAUUUGGUUCAGAGAAGUAGCAAGACUUACUGUCAUAGACACAGGCUGUAGGCUCAGCAGUGUUGUAUUUAUAGUCUUAAGUCAUUAGCGUUCACAGUACAGCAAUAUAAAAUGGGGGCUGCUAGGUAUAUUACCUAAUAUAGACGCAAUUUCCCUGCUAAACUGUACUAUAUUCACUGAUAAUUGGUACACACGUAUAUAUAGAUCAAUAACAUGCUGUAUCUAGACUUUAGCAUGUUUCCCAGUGUUUUUUUGUUCAUUCAUAUAUAUUUCUGUAUUUCAAAGUACAGUACAUACUGAGUGAAUUCAGUUAUUUUUGGAUUUUAGAUGUGUAUGUGAUGUGGGACUUAGCUUUAAAGUUGAUUUGAUGUAAAAAAUAAAGUUUC
Messenger RNA from Polyodon spathula (Mississippi paddlefish), 7719 nucleotides. RefSeq names its product minichromosome maintenance complex component 3 associated protein. NCBI's taxonomy places the organism in Eukaryota, Metazoa, Chordata, Actinopteri, Acipenseriformes, Polyodontidae. The coding region runs from base 230 to 6808 and encodes 2192 amino acids. The transcript has 29 exons. The record is from RefSeq and is a predicted model, not a curated record. Gene Ontology annotation, molecular function: RNA binding. Gene Ontology annotation, biological process: mRNA export from nucleus. Gene Ontology annotation, cellular component: nucleus; cytoplasm; transcription export complex 2.